Linum tenue is the source of this 819-nucleotide messenger RNA. Lineage: Eukaryota; Viridiplantae; Streptophyta; Magnoliopsida; Malpighiales; Linaceae. The record is from the annotation of a GenBank genome assembly.
AUGCGAACGAAGACGAAGGUGGCUGAACUUUCACCUCUGAGCAAUGGCCACAGCGUUCUCGUGGUUGAUAAUGGAAUAGUUGGACGUGAAACAAAAAGCAACAAGAAAUCAUCGGGUCCAAGAGUCUCCAAUAGCCUUCCUUUGAGCUCCUGCUCAACAUCUCGGUCUCAACCUCUUAAACAGUUGCCUUCAUACACUAAUGGUUUUGUGGAUCAUGGGGACCGGGCCACUAACCAAAUUCUAACCCACCUCCACAUUGGAACCCCUGCGAUCACAAGAACCUUCAUCGUCGACCUCGCCGGCCAAAUCCCCUGGCUCGACUGCUACACCACGGCUAAAUACUCUGCAUCCACUUCCUCCACUCACCGCCUCGCCAAAUGCGGCUCCGCCUCUUGCUCCGUCACCGCAGCUUCCUGCUCUGGCAUCUGCCACUCCGCGUCGGGACCCGACUGCCACAACAACACCUGCCAGCUCCUGACACGAAACCCGAUUCGGAACGCAAACAGUUUAUCCGAGGUCGCCGUCGACACGGUCUCGCUUCGCUCCACCAUCGGCGGCGGCAGGGCGGGCAAACACGUGUCCAUCCCCAAUUUCAUCCUCGCCUGCGACGAUUCCUACCACCUGGGCCACCUCGCCGCCGGCGUAGUCGGAUCAGUAGGUCUCGCUAGAAGCAGAGUCUCCGUCCCUUCCCAGCUCUCCUCAGCUGCAACCCUAGCCGCGAAAUUUGCGAUUUGCUUGCCCUCGUCCCCUGAUUCCAAUGUUCUUCGGCGAUUCUCCUUACGUUUUCUACCCUUCCGACAACGAAACCCGCUCAAAUGA